Messenger RNA from Spea bombifrons (plains spadefoot toad), 7984 nucleotides. RefSeq names its product centrosomal protein 192 (gene CEP192). Bases 12 to 7796 code for a protein of 2594 amino acids. The transcript has 48 exons. Gene Ontology annotation, biological process: protein localization to centrosome; mitotic spindle assembly; centrosome-templated microtubule nucleation. NCBI's taxonomy places the organism in Eukaryota, Metazoa, Chordata, Amphibia, Anura, Pelobatidae. Gene Ontology annotation, cellular component: pericentriolar material; cytoplasm; centriole. The record is from RefSeq and is a predicted model, not a curated record. Gene Ontology annotation, molecular function: protein kinase binding.
UAACUCCGACAAUGACUGAAAGCUACUCCAAGAUAGAAGAUGAAACUUUUCCGAGCUUUUUGGGCGAGUCGAUAAACAGCAAUGCCAGCGUGGCGUUAGAAAAUUGUACGCUCACAUCGAACCUCGGACUUCCAGUCGCUGCCUCCACUGUAGCCAAAGCCCGUUCUGGUUUUGACAGAGUACCUGAUAUUCAGGCUUCGUAUUUGUGUAAUGAGAAACUGUCCCCAACUGACUCAGCUGAUUCCGGUUCAUCUCGUAGAGAUUCUAAAGGGAAGCAUGUUCUUAGUUUCAAGGAUAAACUAGAUGGCCAUGAUACAACUGUUGCGGAUAACACACUCUCUGAUAUACAGCGCCCUGAAUCAAAAGAUACGCGAGGUUUAUCAGAUGAUUUAUGCACACUUCCACGUAGCAAGCACAAAGAAAAGGAUUCGUCUUUACCGCAUUUGUAUAAAGAUAUCAGGAACCAAGUGCUUAACGAUGACUUUGGCGCAUCGAUAUCAAGUUUCCUCGAAAAUGAAAAACUGAUUUCUAUAGCCAGCUUAGACGGCAGCUCUUCAGAUGACCUGGAUGAUGAAGAGUUUUAUGAUGACCAGUUGGAGUCCUACUUCAGGAAGCUUCUCCCACCGGGAAUGCAGCGUGAAGCUAUUGAAGGACAGGAGAUUUCAGAACCCAAACCCAUCUCCUACACACCAGUUAGCAGUCCUCCAAGCACACCGGUCAGCCAGCAAUCAGAACAGCUACAGUUUCUUGAAGAUUACGAGGAAGACUUCCAGAUGCUUCACGUGCGCUUGGCAGCUACUGGCAUGGAUUCAGCACCAAGCAGUGAUGAGGAUGAUGUUGAACUAGAGCUGGAAAAUGCUGCACGGCAACAUCUGCAAAGACAACUGGUUGGUGACCAAAAUAGGCCGAGUUUUAGACCAGGAUUGGAAGGUGGCAGUUCUGAAGAUGAGUCCUCUAAACAAUGUAAAACUGCUUCUGCUGUGGCAGCUUCUAGGCAGUCUGCAGAAGGCCAUGUUCUCACCUCUCAGACACCUUCACCUGUUGCAGAAGUCUUCAGCGCAGGAGAUGGUAGCAGUGGAAGUGACGACGAAGACAAGACAAUACAAAUGUCUCCUGCUCACAUGGCAGAGUCCUGGGAAGCAGAGCUCGUAACAAGAAAUGUGGCUGGUGAAGAAAGUGAGAGUAUUACGCAGGUUCCAUCUGCAAAACAUGUAAGCAAAGAUCGCAAAGAACCUGUUGGAGACGGAACCACAUCUAAAGCAAGCCAACGUAUUUCUUCUCAGUUUGAUGCAACACAAGCUUCAAAGUAUAACAGCAUGUUUAAUGAUAUCGCUGAUGGGAAGAAGCUAGAUUCUUUCUAUUUUCAAAAAGGAAAUAACUCGGACAAGCAGACGGCUUCUUUGUUCAAUGAUUCUCAAGGUAGCCAAGAUGUGAAAAGAUUAUCAGAUGCCUAUCUGUCCCCUACAUGCCCAAGAAGCCACAAGGAUUGCCCGGAUGACUCUGGAGCCUGGCAGUCUACGAACAAGCAACUGUUUCAGUGGAGCUUUGGCCAGUGUGUGAAUAGUAAAGAGGGAAGUCCACAACAUAGUGUAGUUUACCAAAAUGAAGAGGGCAAGUGGGUGACUGAUCUUGCGUACUUCAAAUCUUUUGACAAUGAGCCUGGUGUGCGGAUCUCUGAAACGGCAGGAAACCCAGUUAACGAGAGUGAUUUUAUUGUUGGAAAUGAUGCUUUAGCCGUCAUUGAAGAAGAUCAGGAGCAGUUUGAGAAGGAACACAGGUUUAUUCAGGAGGAGAAAAUGGAUUUGGAAAAUAUUUCCCUGAACAUGGGUGACACCUCAUGGAAGCUGCCACCAAGUCAUGUAUGCCAGAAAACCUCUCUGGUGUCUUCUGUGUGUCAAGAAGAUGCAAGCUAUUUACGCCUUUCCCUUGGAGAAUUUUUUGGUCAGAGGUCCGAGGCUCUGGGCUGUCUUGGUGGAGGUCAAGAUGUUAAACGGCCCUCCUUUGGUUAUCACAUCAUUUCCCCGGAGAAACAGGAACCUAUUACGUUAUUAAGGACAUCUGAUGUUUCAGGGCACUCAGAGCAUGAUGAUACCAUCAAAUUUUGCGAUGACACUUUAACUCCAGAAGACCUUGGAUGCUUACCAGAUGAUCAAAAACUUGCAUCAGCUACGUUUGAUAUUAGACUGCCAGCAAAGAAGAACGAUGGGGUUAGUUCUGUUGAGACGGAAGAAAAUAAUCAUCCGGUAUCAGAUAAUGAGGGACAAACUAUCACUGUAGAGCCUGUACAGGAAUUAUCAGAGCAGACACGUUUUAGUAUAAGCCAGAUUGCUAAAGCGAUAGCCAAUGCCUCUUCAAGUGCGGAUCAGUCUCAGUUAACAGCUAUGAUAAUGGCCCUUUCCAGUAAAAAUAAAAACAUUCAAAUGGAUUUAGCUCCUGAGAACCUAGACCGCUCUGACAUCAACCAGUUGUUAACUGCAUCGCUACAGAAAUGCAAUGCAGAAAACUUUGACAUGGAGAAAUAUUUGAGAGCAGCUGAUAUUAGUGGCCGUGAAAGUGAUGUUGAGAGCUUUGUGCAGUCUGUGAAAGAUUUCACGUGGGACAUGUCUUUUAGAGACAAGCAGACGUUGCAGGAUUCUGUCGGGGAUCUAACCAAUAUCACUGAUAUUCAGAAGCAAGAUCUGAAGAAACCGGAUCCAUCCAGCGAAAUACAUGGCGGUCCCCUUCAGCUCGAGAGCUCUUCUGAGAAAUCUCAAGGCAAAGCUGUAUGCCAUGUUUCAUCUUUGACCAGCGCUUCCAAAGCUACUGACAGCGGAAACCUCCCUCCAAAAGUAAAAGCAUGCGUGGAAAGGCCUGUAGAAAAACCCAAACAAAACGGGCGCUUAUCCAGUGACAGAUACACGGGACAGUGGAAAAGUGGUAUUCCUGUACUGCCUGUUCAAAGGGAUUUUAACACUCCAGAGAAUAAAGUAAAACCUUUGUCUGAAAGGGUGAAUGGAGGGACUCAAGUCGCUGGCACAAAGCCUGUACAAAACGAAAGCUAUUUACAGGCCAAGUCACAUGUGUCCAAGAGCGCAAACAUCUUGAAGUCACCCAAGAGAUUGAGUUCCCGUUUGCCCGAUGAGCCGCCAGAUGUCAAUGACGCCAAAAAACUUGGUGAAUAUAGCCACCAAAAGCGUGUUAGUUUUCAAACGUCUGCUUCCAAUGCAGGACCCCACAAGGAUACAGGACCCCACAAGGGUACAGUUUUUACAGACCAUGAUGCUCAUGGAUUGGAGGAGGAACAAUACAGCUUUCGACCUUCAACUUGCCCUUUAAUCCACUCUUCUCCAAGCCAAGAUUCACUGAAGAUUUCUGAUCAAGGGUCUAGUGAUUGUCAGGAAAGUAUUGCUUCAGAGGACUCCUGUGUUAGUCCAAGCCUAAGUCGAUUGACCUAUAUCUCUAUGGCAGAGAAUACUCUGCAGACUACAACUAUUCCAAGUCCAGAAAAUAAGAGCAAUAACACCAUUGAACUGAGCACAACUAUUGUACGUGCAAGCCCCACGCCUUCAGAAAUGCAAACGAAUCCAAGUUAUUUAUCAUGGGAACAGAAAAAACGCCAGAUAUCAAGUACUAGCCCGUUAAAAACCAAGAAUCCCUCCUUGGUGAAUAACAUCGGGGUUACAAAGGAUGCGUUUUUAAAACGGCACGAUAAAAGAGAACUCGAUGACACCGUGCAACGUUUCAAAGAAAAAAUGAGUGCUGCCGCUUCUAGUGGUGAUUCGGUCGGCUCUUUCCAAGGGGCGCCUGUCCAUCUAGACACGGCGUUUCCACACACAAAGUUUACAGCAACAUCAGGUCAAGUUCUUGCUUCAGGUAACGUUAUCCCACCAAGUGGCCUGGAUAAGUACCCGCUAAUGCAAAACAUGAACCUUAACAGCCAGUUUAUGUCUGGCUUCACGUCUGCCUUGCCUGCCACUGAACCGCAAAAAUUCCCACCAUCUCUUCCGACGCUUCUCACUGGGCAACCUCUGUCAACGACACCGUUUGCACAACACUACCUCGGUAGCAUGCCAUCUGUCGGGAAUACAUCUGCACAGACAUACCAGGUUGGAAGCUCUGCACUUUGUUCAGGACAUCAUAGUUGUCCGAUGCCAACGCAGAACGCCGUCCCUGGAGUUCCACUGAGUACAAACGCUGGAUUAUUGGCUUCUCUACAAGUGAAUAAUCACAUGUCUGCCAAACAAGACAUCGUUACAGCAAAUGAUUAUGGUGGGAAAUAUUUUGGUGCAGCUGGACUUCAGCAGUGGAGUACAAGAACACAGCCUGGAUUUGGUCAGGUUCUGGUGCCUGAAGAGCUCACGUUUGCCAGCGCGUGCUGUGUUGGCAUUGCUUCGCAGGCGUCCCUAAAUGUUUUCAAUCCAAAUGAUAGAUGGAUGCAGGUUAAUCUGGGAAUACUCAGUAUUGCUGUGAAUGGUGACAAAGUUGACGUUGCCGCUUACCAGUGUUUGGUUUUCAAGAAUAAAACAAUAAUUGCUCCACGAACAGCAGAAGAAAUACAAUUUCUCUUCUUACCGCAACGAUCUGGCCUCUUCCAGUGUGUGGUUGGCGUUUUUUCUUGGCCGGUGUCUGCGGAUACAGAAACAAUAAUGAGAGCGGAAGCCGCUCCUACCAAAGUUCUGCUGACUGCGGUUUCAGAAUAUCCGGCGAUAGAGGUGGAUACAGGGAAGAUAGAAGGUUUGGAUUUUGGCGAUCUCUCGGCAGGCUGUUGGAAAGCUCUUCCUCUUAAACUAAUAAAUAGGACUCACGCUACGGUGCCAAUUCGGCUUAUUAUUAGUGCUAAUGCAACAGCCUGGCGUUGCUUCACUUUUUCUAAAGACCCGACAAAUCUCGCGAGUGAAUACCCCUUACAUGGUGACAUAUCCAAGUUAUCAUCGCCCUCUGUGAUAAGCCAUGUGAUGCAUGCUACAUAUGAUGGACAGGAGCCAGAAUCUAUUGUUGUUUGGAUUGUAUUUCACGCUCCACAAUCUUACAACACUUCAGGCUCUUUAGGAGCAGCAGAGGAGUUUCUGGCAAGGGUUGACGUGGAAGUGGAUAGUCCUGGUCCUGCAUGUGUAUUAAAAAGUGUCCCGCUGCAUGCGAGAGCCGGGUGUGCUAGGAUACAUGCCCCUAAGGAUCUGCAGACCAUUCAUUUAUUGUCUCACGUGGGUUCAUCUGCAAAACAACUGCUGCCGCUAAAAAAUGCAGGGAAUAUUGCUGUCCAUUUGAAGUUAAAGUCGUCUAAUCCAGACUGCAGUUUUACCGUAGAACCUGAAGAUUUGUUCCUUGUGCCAGGAGAAGAGCAAAUGGUUGCAGUGAAAUUCUCUCCCAAGUAUUCUAAACCUCAGAAAAGCCUUCUGAAAAUCAUUGUGCAGCCAUCGGGCCCCCAGUAUGAGGUUUCAUUGGUGGGGGAAACAGAGACUACAGUGAGCAGGAACUCCAUAAACCCAGCUUUGGCGAAUGCUCCGGAUGUUCCUCCAAUUCUAUCCAACAAGCAGUUUGUAUCUUGGGGUGGCGUUACUCUUGGAAGAGCAGUUCAGCAGAAGCUAAUACUCAGGAAUACUUCUCCAUCUUCAAGCCAGCAUUUGCGCCUUUUAAUCAGAGGCCAGGAUCAAGAUUGCUUUCAGUUGCAGACCAUCUUCGGACCUGAGGAACGUCUGACCGGUAAUAGAGAACUUACGAUCCGUGCGAAAGAGGAUGCUACCAUCCACCUGAUGUUUACUCCGACUCGUGUUGGAUGUAUGCUCGCAAAGCUAGAAAUUAAACAGUCUGGAAUUAAAACCUCUCUUCCCGGUGUCAAAUUUACUAUACCGCUUUCUGGCUACGGUGGCACAAGUAAUGUCAUUCUUGAAGAUGUCAAAAAGCUAUCUGACAGCUACAUGGUAGCCCUAAAAGGUGUUUCUCCUGGAAGAGCGAGCAAAGUGCGCUUUUGUGUAAGAAACACCGGUUCGCGCGCUGCGUACGUGAAAGCCGUGUGUUUUGCAGACUUUCAGACGAAUGCUGUUAUGGAUCCCAAAGUGUUUAGUGUGAAUCCAGAGAAGUUCGUGCUGAAGGAGAGGUCGCAUGAGUUUGUUACAAUAUCCUGCAAUGCAACCGUGAGAGAGCAAGCACUGUGUCAGAGCAGCACUUCGCUCAUAUCUACAGUAUGCUUUUUCAGCGGUGAUGAGAUAGCGAGGCAACAGUACCGCAGAGCAUUGCUACAUAAACCCGAAACGGUCGGCAAAGUCAUUUCAGAAAAUCCAUUAUUGAAGAACACAAGAUUUGAUGAAGAGUUUCCUGGAGAACACCUAGUGUCUGAAGUGUACGAUUUGCCCCAAAGACCAAAUGAUGUUCAGCUGUUCUAUGGAAAUAUGAAUAAAACCAUACUGUCCGUCGUUGGAAGUGGGUUUGAUAGAAAUUCUGGUGAAGAUCCAGUCCAGUCGUCUGUCAGAGCGAAUGUAAACGGCAUGGUGGGCAGUACAGAAAAACCAGGAAACACCUCUCUGGACGUGCUGCCAGUAAAAGGACCCCAGGGACCUCAUUUGGUGGCCAGUGCACAGAGACCUGGCCAGGAUUCUCCUGUGUCUGAGCAAACCUGGAGCGUGCAGCCAGAGUCCCUCGUGCUGUCUGCACCGUCCAUUAGUGGUAUGGCAGGAACAGGUCAUAUAAAGCUGGUGAACAACUCUGUGAGGCAGUUACAGUACGAGUUGUCAUGGCCAGCUCAUUGUUUGACUAUAACGCCCCAUCAUGGAACCAUUGAACCCAUGCAUCACAUAGUCAUCCUUGUCAGUCCCAACCCUUCCCUUGCAACAAAGCAGAACAUGAUUCCAUGGAAUGGUCAGAUUUAUGUGCACUGUGACAAUGGACAGAAGUUUGUUAAAGUGCGGAUAAGCGGGGAUAGUCAUUUGGAAAAGCCUGCUCCUAGCCCUGUAACAAAACCCCUUCCUAUCCUUGCCCCUCAUCCGGAAACACCUGUCCAUAUGGCAAAACCACUGCCGAAGUCCUCCUCGACAAAGGUAGAAAUUAAAAACCGCACGCUUGUGUUCCAUAAAACACCGUCAGGAGGAAGUUCAGAGACGUUUUUGGAUGUUGAGAAUCCAGGAGAGGAAGAUGUUAAAUGGCUUUUAACCUCUUUUGCACCUCCGUAUGUAAAGAGAGUUGAUCACAGCGGGGAUGUAUAUCGAGUUACUUAUGCUGCUUUCAGGUGUUCACGUGUAUCCGGUGUGCUUGCGGCUCAUGAUAAAUUAAAGGUAGCCAUUUCAUUUUUUCCUCGCGACAGAGGAGAUUAUACCCAGUACUGGGACCUUGAAUGUCACCCAAUCUCAGAACCACAUUUGAAGCACAAAGUGAGAUUCCAACUGUGUGGCGAAGUAAGUUCUAUAGAAGUUGCACCAGGGGCAAGUUUAGGAGAGUCACAAGUAAGGGCUGAUGAGACGGUGAAGCCUAGGAGAAGAUCUGGCUCUGAGGCAUCCACUUUGAGGCCUGUGCAAGAUGACCGGGUCCGUGGAGUGUAUGCGCCUGAAGAAUUGUAUACGUUUCCUUCGACAGCAGUUGGCACGUCUAGCACCUUGAAAGUGAACUUGCAAAAUAACUCAUUCUCGGCAUAUAUGCUGAAAUUUGUUAGCCCAGACGAACCUUUUCAUAUGAAGUAUUCCAAAUACUCCUUAAGAGCUCACCAUUAUAUCAACCUCCCGGUGAAAUUCAAGCCAAGCUCCGCCGGCAAUUUCGAGGACUGCCUGGUCGUACAGACAGACACCGGAAGUAUCUGUAUUCGACUUGUUGGUGAAGCGGUGUCCAAAUGAUCUUUCCUGUUCGUCCCGUUGUAGCUCUUCUUCCACACUGCUGUCAUGUAAAAUAUGUAUAUGAAACUGUCAAAACAAGUGAAUAUUUAUAUUUAACACUACAUAUGAAAAAAGUACAUGCUCGCAGCAGUCAAACUGAGGUUAUAUUGAACAUGCUUGUAAUUUAUUACAUAGGACAGCAGUGUGUG